AUGCCAAAUAUGGGGGCACCGACGCCUCCAACGAUGUUCCCGGAGCCUCCGAUGCCGACAGUUGGCUUCGCGUCGACAAGCUCGAGUAUGUUCUUCCCAACAGGCCAGAUGAACCCCAUGCAGACGUCGACUAGCUUCACUUCAAGCUCUUCGAUGGCUGUCUCUGGUGUCACAACGUCGACACAAGGAUACGCGAUGAGCUCCGGGGUACAGACGUUCACGCCCAACGCGUACAUGACCUCCACGAGUGGACCCCCGAGCUCGUCUGCUGCAUUUAUGAACCAGCAAAACUACAUGAUGGGCGGCGGCAUGAUGAAUCCGCAACAACAGCAGUUUAUGCCCAUGCCCAUGCCCAUGAACUUGGCGUCUUCUGGGAAUAUGUACGACAACAACAAUUACGGCAUGUCUUCAGCAUCGACAUCAGCGAACAACGUCAAUGGCAACAACAAUAGUAGCAGUAACAACUUUCCCGUGGAUCCGUUUAUGACGCCACUUGGGUUCGGCCCCGAUGCAAGCUUCGGAUCAACGGGAUUCCCCAUGACUGGGAUGUCAAACAUGCCCAUGCAGCAACAGCAGAUGAUGGGGUCUAUGAACGCGGUCAACUUCGGAGCACAAGGAGCGUCGAUGAUGCCCAACAAUUUUGGAUAUGGGGCAGCACCAAAUAUGAUGCCACAGCCAUUACCGACACAGCAGUUCCAGCCCACGCCUCAGUCUUUCCAGCAACAAAAUCAGCUCCAACAGCAGAGUGGAGUGGGGUCCAUGAGCAUGUCUCCAGACUCAGCAUUAUACGGGGACAGCAACGUAAAUAUCUUCGAAGGGCUGACAGAUGAUGCCUUCUUUCCAAUGCAAUGA
Molecule: messenger RNA, 852 nt
Organism: Phytophthora infestans T30-4
Lineage: Eukaryota; Oomycota; Peronosporomycetes; Peronosporales; Peronosporaceae
Exons: 1
Coding region: 1-852 (283 amino acids)
Source: RefSeq, a predicted model, not a curated record